AUGGCGACCUAUUCGAAGAGUGAUACUCAUACUGAGUCCCAGAUCUACCUCUCGACAAGAGGCGGUGAUUACGGUCUUUCAUUUGAGAAUGUGGUCUUGAAGGGACUCGCUGCAGAUGGCGGUCUUUUUCUGCCUCACGAGAUCCCCUCUGCAAAGGAUUGGGAGAGCUGGAAAGAUCUGUCCUACACAGAGUUGGCAUUGAAGAUCUUCAGCCUAUACAUUUCAACAUCCGAGAUCCCAACUGAUGACCUGAGAGCUCUAAUUGAGCGAAGUUAUUCCACAUUCCGCUCAAAAGAUGUCACUCCAUUGGUUCAUCUGCACGAUAACAUCCAUCUGCUGGAACUUUUCCACGGCCCCAGUUUCUCCUUCAAGGACUGCGCCCUGCAGUUCUUGGGUAAUCUUUUCGAGUAUCUUCUCGCCCGUAAGAAUGAGGGAAAGGAAGGCAAUGAUAGACACCACCUGACCAUUGUCGGCGCUACUAGCGGUGAUACUGGAUCUGCAGCUAUCUAUGGUCUUCGAGGCAAGAAGGACGUGUCGGUUGUUAUCCUGCACCCCAAGGGCCGCAUUAGCCCCAUCCAGGAAGCACAGAUGACGACCUGCCCUGAUGCGAACGUUCACAACGUCGCCGUGACUGGAACCUUUGAUGAUUGCCAGGACAUCGUCAAGGCACUGUUCGGAGAUGCCGACACAAACAAGGCUGUGAAGCUUGGUGCCGUCAAUUCGAUCAACUUUUCGCGAAUUCUCGCCCAGAUUGUUUACUACUUCUACUCAUACUUCCAACUCGCCAAGACGUCUCCAACAUUUAAGGUUGGCGACAAAGUGCGAUUUGUGGUUCCCACCGGAAACUUCGGUGACAUCUUGGCUGGUUACUUUGCUACCCGCAUGGGUCUCCCUGUGGACAAGCUUGUCAUUGCCACAAACGAGAAUGACAUUCUUGACCGAUUCUGGAAGACAGGCCGAUAUGAGAAGAAUGGGCCAGCUCCCGGCUCUGAGGCUAAUGGAGAUAACAAUGACGACGGCGUGAAGGAGACUCUCAGUCCUGCAAUGGACAUCCUCGUCUCGAGCAACUUCGAACGCCUCCUCUGGUUCCUCGCAUACGAGUUCGCCGCGACUGUUGGAAUGGAUGAGGAGUUCAACAGGAAGCAGGCUGGCCAGGAAGUCAGCGUAUGGCUCAAGGACCUCAAGCAAAAGGGAGGUUUCGGUCCUGUCUACCAGGACGUGCUCGUUUCCGCGCGAAAGACGUUUGAGAGUGAGAGGGUGAGCGAUACCCAGACUCUGGAGACCAUCAAGUUAUUUUACGAGAAGAUCCACUAUGUUCUCGAUCCUCACUCCGCCGUCGGUGCCGCAGCUACCCUCCGAUCCGUUGAGCGAGCUGGAGCCGAGAUCCCCCACAUCUCUCUCUCAACAGCGCACCCGGCCAAGUUUGCUGAUGCCGUCGAACAAGCCCUCAAGGACGAGACGGGCUUCAACUUUGAGAAGGAGGUGCUGCCCGAGGAGUUUGUUGGGCUUGAUAAGCUUCCCAGGCGUGUGACUACCAUCGAGAACAGCUGGCAGGCAGUAGGAAAGCUGGUUGAGGAGCGCGUGACAGAGGAGCUCAAGGCCAAAAGCGGUUAA
Molecule: messenger RNA, 1614 nt
Organism: Clonostachys rhizophaga
Lineage: Eukaryota; Fungi; Ascomycota; Sordariomycetes; Hypocreales; Bionectriaceae
Source: the annotation of a GenBank genome assembly